This is a messenger RNA of Metopolophium dirhodum (rose-grain aphid), 4651 nucleotides long. Its product is annotated as venom serine carboxypeptidase-like. The coding region runs from base 453 to 1868 and encodes 471 amino acids. Lineage: Eukaryota; Metazoa; Arthropoda; Insecta; Hemiptera; Aphididae. Gene Ontology annotation, biological process: proteolysis. Gene Ontology annotation, molecular function: serine-type carboxypeptidase activity. The transcript has 2 exons. The record is from RefSeq and is a predicted model, not a curated record.
UCGUCGACGGUACGCAAACGAUUCCCAUCGGCCGCACAUUUAAUAAAAUAAAAUAUAACAAUAUAUAUCGCGCGCACCGGUAGUCGGUAUACUACGCGUACAACGCUCUCGGUCGCCUAACCAGCAGACGUGCGUAACGCAUAAUGUUUUGACCAGUCGCCAGUCGGACACCCUGUUCUCGAUAUUCGUUAAAUCGCUAUGCGUUUCGUUAUACUCUGUUAUUAUUGUCAUUAAUAUCAACAUGACACGCGAACCUAACGUAACCGGCGCAGUGCCCAGCCACCGGGAUAACGACCAUCCCACGCGGUAAUAAUAUCAUCGUUAUAAUACUUAAUAAUAAUAACACAAUAUCAUAGGUACAUCAGACCGAUACCGACGACGACUACGCGCGGUCACGUAUACUACCGCGGGUUUUAUACCGGGCUCGCCGCGCCAGUGUAUAAUAUAAUAAUAUGGUCAUGCGUCGCGAACUCCGAAUUCGGCGGCGGUCCGCCACCUUGAAGUUCGUCGUCGCGUUUUUCGCCGCCCUCUGCUGCUGCUGCAGCUGUUCGGCGCGAACCAACGUCAAAGACGACGGGGCACUGUACCUGUCGCCCAUGAUACGCGAAGGCCGGAUCGACGAGGCGCGGGCCGCGUGCAAAGUGCGCUUGGACAACAGCACGGCGGCGGCGGUGGACAGUUGCGCCGGUUACCUGACCGUGGACGAGGCGCUCCUAUCAAACUUGUUCUUCUGGUUCUUCCCCGCCACGAACGGGUCCAGCGGCGCGCCCGUCGUGCUGUGGUUGCAGGGAGGCCCGGGCGCGUCCAGCCUGUUUUCGGUGUUCAACGAGCACGGGCCGUUCACGGUGGACGCGGCCGGCGUUCUACAGACGCGCCGGCACGCGUGGACGUCCACGCACUCGGUGCUGUACGUGGAUAAUCCGGUGGGCGCGGGGUACAGCUUCACCGGCGACGAUUCAGGUUACAGCUCCAACCAGACGGACGUCGCCCGGAACCUUUACGCCGCCUUGGUGCAGUUCUUCACGCUGUACCCGGAGUACCGGCAAAACGAGUUCUACGCGGCCGGCGAGUCGUACGCCGGCAAGUAUGUGCCGGCCGUGUCGUACGCCAUCCACCAGAACAACCCAGGAGCCCAGAUCAAGAUCAAUCUCAAGGGGCUGGCCAUCGGCAACGGGCUCAUCGACCCCAUAAACCAGAUGGUAUACAGCGAAUUCUUGUACCAGAACGGGCUCAUCGACGAGGACGGCAAACGUUUGUUCAAAGUGCAGGAGGACUUGGCCCGAGACCGGAUCGCCAACCAGGACUACAGGGCCGCGUACGCCGCGAUGACCAGGAUGAUGAUCACCACACCGUCGCUGUACAGCGAGCUGACUGACAUGCAGAACAUCUACAACGUGGUGUGGAACAGGAACCCGAUACCGUUCGAGGGCGGCAACUGGGACCGGUACGUGCAGGGCCCGGUGGCGCGGGCCGCGCUCCACGUGGGCCGACGCCAGUGGUCGUCGGUGGACACAGUUUACGAGCGGAUGAAGUACGACAUACCGAUGUCCGUGGCCUCGUGGCUCGCAGAGCUUCUGGACGACGGCCGGUACCGCGUGCUCCUCUAUUCCGGACAGUUGGACGCAAUCGUGCCGUACCGGGGCACGGUGAACGUGGCCAGGGCUCUCCGGUGGACAGGCGCCGAGCGGUUCGGGAACGCGACGCGUACCACCUGGUAUCUCGUCGCCAUGGUGGCUGGUUACGCGACCACGUACGGUCCGCUUACCGAGCUGCUGGUCAGGAACGCUGGUCACAUGGUGCCGUACGACCAACCGGCUUGGGCCCACGACAUGAUCAACCGGUUCACGUCAGGCAAGCCAUUUGACUGAAACGCCGCUUGGCCGCGACGCAUCGUCGCCCCAUAAUAUUAAGCGAAAUAUAAUAUAGGUGCAGUAUCGAAGUUGCCUACCUCCAAACCGUCAUAUUAACCGCAAGUCCGUUUUCCCAUAGGUCUUUGCCAAUAUUUUUGAAACUCUAUUUCUACUGUCCGUAAAUUAAUUUGCGGUGUGCUACAGUAAAAGUAUAUUGAGGUCGUAGUUGCAAAAUGUACACGUUGGAGUCAAACCGACGUCCGCACUAGUUCGCGAUUACAUUUUAAUAUAUUAUACACUCGAACUUCUUGAACCCGAAAUCGUCGAACUUUUGCCCCGAUCCCUAGAAUUUCCUUUAAUUGUAUUAUCCUUGGACAACGCGAAUUAUUGAUUAACUCGAACUUUUUGGCCGGUCCGUUCAACUUCGAGUUAACUAGGUUUGACUGUAGUUUAAAGACUUUAAACUAUGAUUUGAACUGUUUUAAGGCAUUGUCGGUGAAUGUUUCGGACUUCGUCAAAAAGUAUGCAGGACUUAUGGGUGUGGGGCAACUUCAUUCACUGUUUCCCGAAUAUAAUACAAUAAGAUAUAAAUCUUUAUAAGUAUAAAUAUAAUAUAAUAUAAUAUGUAAGUCACAUCACAUUCAUGAAAAUUUGAAAUGACAUCAUAAUGAUGUAGUUUUAUUAUAUACCUACUCGCAGUCGAUUGCAUGUUAAUAUCAUUAAACAAAAUAUAAACAGUUUUAUCAAAAGAUAGACAAAAAAAUUUGUUAUAUAUUAGGUAUUAUAUUUUAUAUAUAUUGAACUAACAUUUUUUCAUUCUGUAUAGUGUAUACAUUUAUGUAUUACUAUUUCCAUUUAUUGUAUAUUAUAUUAUUUUAUUUUAUUUUAUUUUAUUUUAUAAUACGACACGGGCUUUCGCCCAAUUUACAAUAAUACAAUUUAGUACAAUAAAAAGAUUAUAUAUAGAAAAUUAAAAAUUAUUUAGCGAGAAGGAAGGGUUUUAGAUUAUCUAUUUACAUGCAGCGACGUAGUGGUUCAUUUUUAUAUUAUAGCAUAAUGAAGUGUGUGAGUUAUAUAUUUAUUUAUCACGCAUUUAUGCUCCAAGAUAUUUAUAGUGCGUUUCAUUAUUAUAAUAUGACACUUCAAUAUUUUUAUUUUACAUUUUAAAGUGGAAUAUCAAACAUGAAUUUAUGUAUAUUAUAAUAAAGUAGUUAUAUGGUUUCUUAAAUUUUUCCCACGGUAAAAAAAAACUUGCUUACCAAAAAAUAAUCUAAGUUAUGUUUGAUCAUCUAUAAAUGGGAUUAAAAUAUGUUUAACUAUUCUUCCUUUAAUCCUGCAGGCUGCAACAUUUAAAAAAAAUCUUUUAUGCGAGAAAUCAGUUUAAAAAAAAUAUAAAAAAUAUUUUUUUUUUUGAUAUAUUUUAUGCUAAAAUUAAUAAUCUACUUCAAUAAAUGUAUUAAACGUUGUUUAGUACCUAUGUAAUCUCAUUAUAAUAUGUAAAUCCAUUAUAUUAUGUGCAUAUUUAAAUUUUUUAAAAGGAUGACUAUAUUUCACGAGAAGUCAAUGCGAUACAAUACGAUAUAAUAAGCUCUAAUUUAUAUUGUGUAACAUUUAAAAAAAAAAAUGUUUUUGAUCAACGAUUUUUUUGUACUUUUUUAACAGAACCUUGUAUCCAUCAGUAUUUUUUCCAGCUAAUGUGUUUAAUAAUAAUUAUAGUUUUUAUGUUUAAAUGUAUAAUGUAUAUGUAAUAAUAUAUAGGUACCUACAUAGUAACAUGCCUUUAUUUAAGACUAGCUUUAAAUAUUUAAAGACUAAUAUUACCUAUAUGGAGACAACCGGCUAAUAUUUUAAUAUAUUAAUUAAUACAUUUUAUUUAUAAGGAAAAUUGUUAAUAAGUUUUUUUCCGAAUUAAUAAUUAUACAUUUUUCAAAGUUUAUAUGCUUUUAAUGUAAAUACAUUUUUUGGUUGGUCAAGCAACUUGAACAAUUGAAUACAGGUUUCUUAUAAGUUUUUGUCAUAGCUAGCUAUUACAAAAUAUUAUAGAUGCAUAAGCAUGACUUUUUUUUGUAAAUAGGUAUGUAAGUUUAAAUAUUUUGAAAAAAUUCGUUGAAGUCAUGAACAUUUUCAAAUUAUUUGCAAAUUGUAAUAAGUAUUUUAUAUUCAGAUUUUUUAGCUAAGUCUAGCUUAAUACUAAGUUCCUUAUAAGUGGUUAAUACUAUAAAUAUUUUAUUAAUAUAUAUAAUGUAUAGAUAAAAUUCAUUUGUAUAGACAUCUUAAGUUCAAAUUUGGAUGAAAUAUUGUAUUCAAAAUUUAAACAAAGAAUAAUAAUUUUAGUUAUUUUUUUGUAAUUAAAAAUUAUUAUUCGCGGAUAUUUGAAUUUUUAUGAAUUUUAUCUAUUAUAUUUUAUAUACAAAAUGCCUGUUUCAAAACAUUUAUAAUAAUUUAAUGGUACUGUCUAUUUUAUACCAUUCUACGGCACCUAAGUCGGUUAUUGAUUCAAAAGUUGAUAAAAAUUAACAAUAUUUCUAUUAUUAUAAUAGGCACAUGCAAAUAUAUAUAUUAUUAUAUUAAUAAUUUAAUAAAUGCAAUAUAUUCGGAAUUUAAAUGAAAUUUAAUUAAACCAACUUAUCGUAAUAGUUAAUAGUAAAAUAAAUUACUUUAAUAGCAUUAAAAAAAUAUCAUAUUAAUAAUACAUUGUUAGUAUAAUAUCGACUGACAGACUGUUUCCUUCAGAGUCGUUUUUUGUGAAAACAGAUUUAUCAUUGAAUUCAAAUUUAUUAGGCACAUGGCACGAGAUACAC